AAAACUAGUAUGUGUUUGAUAUUCGUUGUAAAAGGUCCGUCGCAUUUGUCAUCUUGUGUGUAUAUUAUUUUCCUUACUUUUCGUUUAGUAUCAAAUCAACCCUUCAAUUGUGUACGUUUUUGUUAUUGCUGUCAUUUAUCAACCGGUAUUUCGUUCGUGUGCAGUAUACCCAAUAUUUUUUUCAUUUUAAUCUGGAUUGUUGUUGAAUGUUAAGUUGAUUAAAAUUUAACUGAACAGUAAAACACAAAAAUAACAGCCGACAGACAGGAGGUUCGCAUUUUGUGUACAAAAUCAUUAAAUUUCUUGCUAAAUUGUCUGUAAAAGCAAAUAUUCCAACAAAUACUUUUAAAAUCAAUAUCUACAAAAAUCAGUCGAAUAAAAUGCAAUUUAGAAUUUUGAAUGUCAAAACGAAGUUUGAUUGAUUUAUCAAUCCAUCAGAAUUCUUGCAGCUGGUGACAAAAAUAAAGAAAAAUAAAACGAAAAACGAUUCCCCUACCGUGUAGAGUAAAUUAAGAAAGCUGUGUGCGUGUAUACAUUAUUGCGGCCAAGUUGACUCAUUGAAAAAAUCGAUACUACAGCUACGACGUCGCGUCGUCGACGACGACGAUAUACGAAAGAUUUUGUUUGGCAAUUGAAAUAAAUUUUCAAUUUUUGUUAAACACAACUCAAUUUAAACGUUUGCCAGCCGGCAACGAGUGUUGUUGAUAACAAAAAAAAGAUGGCAAAAGUAGUAAGCAACAAACAACAGCUGAAACGACUUGUAGAAUUAUUACGAGGAAAUCUAAAUAUUGCCCAGGGAAUUUGUACAAAAACUAAUGCGCAAAAGAAAUGGGAAGAAUUCGCUGUCGAAUUAAAUAAAAUAGGUCCGCCACAGCGUGAAUGGCAUAAAUGGAUGAGGGUCUGGGCAGAUUUAAAAUGUAAAAUAAAGAAGAAAAAUAACCGAAUAAUGUACCAAAAUGGCGUCAAAAUAGACGAGAAUACUCUAAAUUUAAGUCGCCAUUUCAGUGAACUGGAAGAGAUGGUCAUUAAUAUGCUUGGUUUUAAUAAGCAUCUGAGUCAAUUCCAACAAGAUUAUGAAUUUGAUGAUACUAAAAUGACAGAUAGCACAGAAGAUAAUGAAAAGUAUGGUAAUAUCGAUUUUGACGAUGAAAUUAUGAAACUUUCAACUUCAUCACCCACCAUUUUCAAAAACGAACCAGAAGAAGAAUAUUCUUCCAUUAUGGACACUGAGAGAAAAUCAAAUUUUUCAAUGGAUAAAUAUAAAAUAAUACUUGAAGAUCAAAAUUUAGCUCAGAAACAAUUUUAUAAUAAAAUGAUAGAUUUGAUGGGUGAUAUGAAGAGAAGCAUGAGCAAUAUGGAGGAUUAUAUUAAAAAAGGUGUCCAACAGAAGGAUGAUCUAAUUGAAUUGAAAAGACUGAAAUUGAAGGCGUAUAAAGAAAAUAAAAUAAAUCAAACUGUUUAUAGUAAAUCAAAGAUUAGAUAUAAAAAUGAACUUUUGGCUAUAAAAAAAAUGAAACAAAACGCAAUGAAUGGUGGAAAGAGUUAAUUUUUCAUUCAAAUUAAUUAUUAAUUUUUUUAUUCCAAGAAUAAACUCUAGAAAUAAGAUUUCAAAAUAAAAUAUAUGUAAAG
Molecule: messenger RNA, 1629 nt
Organism: Episyrphus balteatus (marmalade hoverfly)
Lineage: Eukaryota; Metazoa; Arthropoda; Insecta; Diptera; Syrphidae
Exons: 4
Coding region: 719-1546 (275 amino acids)
Source: RefSeq, a predicted model, not a curated record